Messenger RNA from Closterium sp. NIES-65, 1083 nucleotides. The record is from the annotation of a GenBank genome assembly. NCBI's taxonomy places the organism in Eukaryota, Viridiplantae, Streptophyta, Zygnematophyceae, Desmidiales, Closteriaceae.
AUGGAGCUCCGGCAUUCCCUGCGCCCUUGCCUGGGAUUACCCUGUCCUCUUGCCGAGCCUGGGCUCAACCCGCUUCGUGCCCCGCCGAACCUGACUGGGCUGCUGAACCUGGACCUCAGGCUCGGGCUGUGCAGGUUCGUGUGUCGCAGGUUCGGCGGACUGUUGAACCUUCUCUCUCUGGCUGGACUCCCGAGCCUGGACCUCAGCCCUGGGCUGAUCAGCCUCGCCCCCAUCAGGUUCGGGCUGCUGCUCCCCGAGCCUGCCAGGUUCAGCACAGCGAUCCCUGGACUCCCGAGCCUGGAAGCCAUCAGUGUGCCAUCUAGUAGAGGCCCCCUCUUCAGGGUGCUACCCGUUGGAGACUCUCUCUUCAGCUCGUUCUUCAACAUGUCUGUCAUUUCUUCCUGCAUCGCUGCUCCUCCAGUCACACUUGCUGUAGCCACUUGUAUUGUGGCAUUAUCCACCUCCUCCUCCUCUCGUUCCUCUGUCACUGCCGCCCCAACCCCUCCACCCACCUCCUCCAAACACCCCACCGUCUCUCCUUUCCUCUGGUCCACUUCCUUUCCCCCUCCUUCCUUCCUAGCGGCUGCAUCCCCCUCUGACUCCAACACUCCAGCGGCAUGCUUUCCCAUUGCUGCUGCUGCUGCUGCUGCUGCUGCAACUGCUGCUGGUGGUCCUGGUGGUGGUGGUAUUGCUGUUGCUGGUGCUGCUGAUACUGGUCAUAUUGAUGGUGCGGUGGAUGGCUGUGCUGCAGGUACUGGUAACUCUGUUCAUGGUUGUCCUUUUGCUGAUGAUACAUCACUGGGUGGUGGUGAUGGUGAUGGUGAUGCUGCUGCUGCUGCUGCUGCUGCUGCUGCUGCUGCUGCUGCUGCUGCUGCUGCUGCUGCUGCUGCUGCUGCUGCUGCUGCUGCUGCUGCUGCUGCUGCUGCUGCUGCUGCUGCUGUUGCUGCUGCAAUUGCUGCUGAGACUGCACUUGGGGGUCCAAACCCUCAUGUCCACCUGUCCCUCCUGCUUCUGUUGCUGCGGCCGCUGACGUGUCAACUGCUGAUGUGGCAACAGCUGACGUGGACCCAGCUGGGCCUCUAA